CUCCAGCCUGCUGUUGCGGGUCCUGCAUCCUCCCGUUUCUGCAACCUGAGGAGGAUCCCCCAGCCUCCACCCUGGCUAUAUCAGCUGGAGGCUGUGAACUCUCUCCUCCAGCCUGUUGUUGCGGGUCCUGCAUCCUCUCAUCACUGCAGCCUGAGGUGGAUCCCUCAGCCUCCACCCUGUGCACAGACGUUUUGCUUGGACUCUCCAAAUCAUCAUGGAUCCAGAGAUCCUGCAGUGUCUACUAAAGGAUAAUGCCUGGGAGGCAUUCAUGGAAGAAAUCGAGUUAUCCAGAGAGGAGGGAGAGGUACUUCGUGAAAGUCUGAGGAAGCACAAAAUACUCAUAGCCCUGGAAGGCAGCGAGGACCACCACCAGAAGCAGAAGGUCAAGAAUGCAGUGCUCUUUUUUCUCCUUGUUUUAUUUUUGUUUUGCUAUUAUCAGUACUGUACUCUGGCUAACAUGUCUAUCAUCGCGUUAACGGGUCUGUUUUGGGUGUACAGUUAUCACACCUCACCCCCGUCAGAGAUAGCCAUACUCAGGGAGAAGAUCUUGAAAGUGUUUCCUGAAGUGAGAGUGAAACUCAGCAAGCGCAUUACACUGCUCAGAGAGCUCGCAGACAGGUCUGACCAGGUCCAUAAGGCCUGUACUGUGGCCAACGUGGUGGCCAGCUCCGCCGGGCUGGCGUCUAGCAUCGUGUCCCUUGUGGGCCUUGGUCUGGCUCCCGUCACAGGAGGCCUGAGUGUGGACCUGUCCACAAUGGCACUGGGGCUGGGGGCCAUAGCUACUGCUACAACUGUGACCACCAGCGCUGUGGAGCAGACGAACAUGUCAUCAAUAACAGCCAAAGCCAGAGCCAUGAAAACAAUGGGGAGCGAUCCUCUUCUGGUGACCGUGGGGGUUCUCCAUCAAAACCAGAGGAGACUUUUUUCAUUAUGCAGCAACUUCACAAGCUUAAAAAGGGUUUGGAGGCAUGUUCUUGCCACCCAAAACUCAACUCCAAAAAGCAGCUUUGCACAUAGACUGUUGGGCAACACUGCUAAGACAAUGACGCGCACUGAAAAGAUUAUGAGUGGGGCCGCCUCUGGCUUCUGUGCUCUGAUGGACGCCUACGACCUAAGGCAGGCAUCCAAGCAUCUGAAGGAGGGAGCAAAGACAGAGGAAGCAGAGAUCCUGAGACUCUGGACCAGGGAGCUGGAGGGGAUCAGGGAGCUGGUGGCCGAGAUUCAGGGCAGUCUGUUGAAGAUCUCAGCUUACCCCGAGUAACCCACAGAGCAAGGCGUGGGGGCAAAUGUGCCCUGAGACCUCAGUAGAGGUGGGGAUAAUGCUAGGGGACUGAACUUUUUUAGGGAUUGAACAUUUUUCUUUUCUGUGGCAGAACACAUAAGGCAAGAUAUGUUUGGGAGAGAGAGAAGGGUAUAACGCAACAAAAGCCUUCCUAACAAAAACCUGCCUGGUCCCACGCGGGAUGGUCUGACUUAUCUGUGCUACAGAGAAUAACUGGCCAAGCAAAUGUCAUGUUGUAAAGGGGAGGCCUCGAUCACCCGUGACCUCUGAGUAUAGGGAAGAGAAGAACAGAGCAGGCAAGAAAUUAAGGGGAGGAGGAAGAAGAAGAGAAAGGAAAGAAAUGGAAGAACAGAAGUCAGGUCUUUGGUUUUCUGGGUGAUGGAGAGUGGAAUAACUGUACAUCCACAGCACAGAUUCAACAACACUGAAAAGAUGAGAUCUAAGCUGAAACCACCAAACUUUGUAAUGUGCCUAUCUGUGGGUGUGGUGGGGGGAGGGAACAGGGGAACUCUGGUGGUGGGGUUGGUGUUGAAAUACUGUAUGCCUAAAACUCAACUAUCAAGAACUUUGUAAAUCACAGUUAUUUCAUUAAAGCUUCUAAAAAAAUUUUAAGAAAAAACCUGAGUGCCCAAGAACAGAUGACUGGUUAAAUAAACUUUGGUACAUCUACACAAUGGAGUACUAUGUAGCUGUUAGAAAAGAUGAAGUCAUGAAAUUUACAUACAAGUGGUACUAUGUGGAAAGUAGUACCACUUGUAUGUUAAGCAAAAUGAGUCCGAAAGAGAGGGAUAGACAUAGAAAGAUUGCAUUCAUCUGGGGAACAUAAAGUAACAAAAUAGGAGACUAACACCCAAGAGUGGCCGAGAUUAGUACCAGGAGUUUUGCUCCAUGGCUUGGAGGGAGCUCAGAUAGAGAAAGGAGCACCAAAUAAAGGGUGUUGGGAGGAUCCUCCCAGGAUGAGAGAAGCAUGCUGAAAAUAGACUACAGACCAAACAUGAUUGCCACUCAAUGCCUCUUUUGCAAACCACAACACCCAAAAGGAGAGAGAGAACAAAAAGGAAUGCCCUGCCACAGAGGCAGGGUGAGAUGGGGGAUAGGGGGUGGGAGAGAUACUGGGAUCCGUGGUGGUGGGAAAUGGGCACUGGUGGAGGGAUGGGUGUUUGAUUGUUGUAUAAUUGAAACCCAAGCACAAAAAAAUUGUAAAUCUACAACUGUACCUCAUGGUGUUUCACUAAUAAAAAUUAAAAAAAAUAAUAAAACUUAUAAUGAUAAAAUAAAUAAAUAAAAAUGUAAGUCAGGAACUUGAAGCCUGGAAUAAAGGAGGAAAGGGAAGUAGAAUAGGAAGAGAAUCCUUCUGCUUGGUACUAAAGAAGAGAUUCAGGAUAUGAAUAUUGAGAUAUAAAUGAACAAUGAGAAGCCCACAUGGGCAACCUUUGAACAUCAUCAGAGGACCCCAAAGACCUAAAUGUUGAGUACAGAAUGAUCUCCCUCGGAUGUAGGUUAUAAAGAAACAGAGUAAGGGAACAGGAAAUACCCAAAGUCGAUGGAAACUGAGAGCUGGUCUUUAGAAAGAAGCCUAUCACUGUAGGAGGA
Molecule: messenger RNA, 2875 nt
Organism: Sorex fumeus (smoky shrew)
Lineage: Eukaryota; Metazoa; Chordata; Mammalia; Eulipotyphla; Soricidae
Product: apolipoprotein L3-like
Exons: 4
Coding region: 215-1261 (348 amino acids)
Biological process (GO): lipid transport; lipoprotein metabolic process
Cellular component (GO): extracellular region; membrane
Molecular function (GO): lipid binding
Source: RefSeq, a predicted model, not a curated record